Molecule: messenger RNA, 915 nt
Organism: Salvia hispanica
Lineage: Eukaryota; Viridiplantae; Streptophyta; Magnoliopsida; Lamiales; Lamiaceae
Product: zinc finger A20 and AN1 domain-containing stress-associated protein 8-like
Molecular function (GO): DNA binding; zinc ion binding
Source: RefSeq, a predicted model, not a curated record
AAAAAAUCUACUUUAAUUACCGAGGGGUACAAACAAGGGCAGAGUAUCGCCUGAUCAAAGAUCAAACCCGAGUCUCUUUCUCCUCUUUUUUAGCCCCUACGCCACUGCAAUCUUGAUCAUACAAUCCAUCAUACCAGAUUGACAGGAUUCUUGCACAUAUGGAGUCCUCCAAAGAGAAUGAUGGUUGCCAACCUGCAGAAGGUCCUAUUUUAUGCAUCAACAACUGUGGCUUCUAUGGGAGUUCUACGACAAUGAAUAUGUGCUCCAAGUGUCACAAGGACAUGAUACUGAAACAAUCGCACGCCCAGCUUGCAUCAUCGUCCAUUGAGAAUGUUGUAAACGGUGGAUCAAGUAGCAAUUGGAAAGCACUUGUUUCCGAUGAUGCAGCCAGUGCGGAAGCAGGAUCAGUCGAGUUGGAGGCAGCACCCCAGCAAUCAUCCAAUGCAGAGCCUAAGGCGAAGCAGGGGCCGAACAGAUGCACAAUCUGUUGUAAGCGAGUAGGUUUGACACCAUUCAAGUGCAAGUGUGGGGACCUCUUCUGCUCAGUUCAUCGCUAUGCAGACAAACACGCCUGCCCAUUUGAUUAUCAGGCUGCUGCUCGGGAUGCCAUAGCAAAAGCAAAUCCUCUUGUUAAAGCUGAAAAGGUGGAUAAGAUCUAGUAGCAGUCAUGAAGAGAAACAUGAUGCUCACUUUGUACAUCUUUGUGUAAGUUGGCCUGGCCAUUAUCUUCAAAGCUGUCUAGUUCAUCUUGGAUGGCUGGGGUAAGUAAGGCGGUGGUAUUUGGGGUUUCGUUUUCUUGCAUUCUACGAACCUUUCAGUUGUUGCACAUUUACUACAUCAUCUUGGUUCAUCCAAUGUGUAAGUUGUUAUUUGCUGACUCAAAAUCAAGUUAUUAUAAAAUUCAUGACUUGGCAA